Molecule: messenger RNA, 932 nt
Organism: Asparagus officinalis (garden asparagus)
Lineage: Eukaryota; Viridiplantae; Streptophyta; Magnoliopsida; Asparagales; Asparagaceae
Exons: 5
Coding region: 193-627 (144 amino acids)
Biological process (GO): mitochondrion organization
Cellular component (GO): mitochondrion; nucleus
Source: RefSeq, a predicted model, not a curated record
AAAGCCACCGCGUGUCGUUCAUCACGUCGGCGAGAAUUCUAGAAGCCCUUCCGAUCCUCACCUUCAUCUCGUCUAUAAUAAACACCGCCUCCUCUUCCUCUUUCAUUCCUCAUCGAUCGUUGUGAGCGCUGCGAUCAUUUGGAAAUCCUAAUUCGAGCGUUUCAGUUCUCGGUCUCUCUAAUCGCCAGCAAAAUGCCUCGCCGCAGCUCUGGAGGGCGCUCUGCCUCUCGUUCUGCUCCUCGUUCUGCUCCAGUUAGAAACCCUCCUCAGCCAGUUAGCUCCGCACCUCCUCCAGCUCCUGUUCAGGGACGUGGUUCUGUUGUUGGAUCAAUAGGGAGCACAAUUGCUGAUGGCAUAAUGUGGGGUACUGGAAGUGCUAUAGGGCACAGGGCCGUUGAUGCUGUAAUGGGGCCUCGUACCAUUCACCAUGAAACUGUUGCUUCUUCUGCUCCAGCAGCAGCAGAUGCUUCUGUUGCCUCUGCAACUGGUUCUGACUCCUGCAUGAUUCAUUCAAAGGCAUUUCAAGACUGUAUCAACAACUAUGGCAGCGACAUUAGCAAGUGUCAGUUCUAUUUGGACAUGCUGAACGAAUGCCGCCGUGGCUCUGGUGCCACUCUUGCUGCUUAAUUGACUCUUUCGGAGUUGUGGCGUCUGGGACUGCAAAUAGUCUAAAAAUAGACAUGGAUGCAUUAUUACCUGUUGAAAUGUUAAGAUCUGCUUUUGAGUAAAUAAGUUGCGAAGUGGGGUAAAAUGGAGACACCCCCCAAGCAUAGUUGAUGAUUCAUGUGCCUCGUUAUUUGUCCUGCUGCAUGCUUUGACUUUGUUGUUUGACAUUAUCUUGUGAUAUCUGCCAUUGUUCAUAGUAGUAUGUCUCCUUACGCAGUUGAUGUUGUUAGGUCUCUAAAAGAACAAUUGAGUGUGAUUCGCUUGCA